UAAACUUCUCUACAUGAGCAUCAUCUCUCUCUCUCUCUCUCUCUCUAUACAAGGCAAACACCAAAUCUAUAUCACCAUCAAACUUUCAUUUCUUUCUUCUUUGCUGUUCUUUUCUUCAUGUUCUUUGUGUAUCCAGAAAAACACACACAAGCUAUCCUUUUUGCUUAUUACAAAGCGAUACAUAAAGUCUCGUAAAUGGGGCUCAUCCCGGGUCUCCCGGACGACGUUGCCUACGAGUGUCUGAUUCGUGUUUCUGUCGAUUUAUCGACUGCUGCAUCGGUAUCUACAACUUGGAAGGCUAAGAUUGAGCUAUCGGAAUUUCGCCAUCGUCAGAAAAUCACCGGCUUAACCCGACCUAUCAUUGUGAUGGCUCAAGCAAAGGAGAGCCAUGCCAUGAAGUUCAUGUUCAUGCCGGCAUACCAACUUCUUGUUUAUGAGGCAGAAAGUGGUAAUUGGUAUAAACUACCACCAUUGCCCCGGUUUCCCAAUGGGCUCCCCUUGUUUUGCCAACUUGUUGGGGUCGGAUUGGAUUUGGUUAUUAUUGGUGGGUAUGACCCAGUGACUUGGGAGGUUUCUAAGUUGGUUUUUAUAUACAAUUUCAUAUCAGCCAAGUGGCGGCAAGGGGUUGAUGUGCCAGGUGGACCAAGAUCUUUCUUUGCAUGUGCGUCCAAUUCUGAUCUGAUGGUGUUUAUUGCUGGUGAACAUGACAACAAUAAGAAUGCAUUGAGCUCGGUGAUAAUGUAUGACGUGGUAAAAGAUGCACAGACUCCACUACCCGACAUGUCAAGAGAGAGGAAUGAGUGCAAAGGUGUGUUUCACAAUGAAAAAUUCCACGUCAUUGGUGGCUAUAACACAGAGGGACAAGGUCGUUUUGAGAGAAGUGUUGAGGCUUUUGAUAUUGCCACGUGGCAAUGGAGAGAUGUGGAGGAGAACUUCUUGGGAAUUGCAACUUGUCGGACUUGCGUGGACGGUAUGUCGGGAAGUGCAAGGGCUUCAGGAUUAGUAGAUGAACCAAAGGCUGGUGGCGGAUGA
Ilex paraguariensis (yerba mate) is the source of this 1032-nucleotide messenger RNA. The record is from the annotation of a GenBank genome assembly. Lineage: Eukaryota; Viridiplantae; Streptophyta; Magnoliopsida; Aquifoliales; Aquifoliaceae.